AUGGAGUCUGUUCAUCAUAUAUCUACUUCGUCGAAGAUUCUCUUCAGCAAGGUGCGCAAGAUCGUGCCACCGAUGCUAGAGAAGUUCCACAAAGGGCAACUUGGACGAGUGGCGGUCAUUGGAGGCUGUGUUGACUAUACCGGGGCUCCGUACUUCUCAGCUACUGCCUCUGCAAAGCUAGGAUGUGAUAUGAGCCAUGUUCUGUGUGAACGCUCGGCGGCGCCGGUUGUUAAGAGUUACUCUCCAAAUCUUAUGGUGCAUCCCAUAUUGCCCAGCUCAGAUACAGUCAAGGACCCCAAGUCGAUCGAUGCUCUGGCAUUAGCGGGCCCGAUUAUCAGUAUGCUCUCCCGUCUGCAUGCUCUAGUCAUAGGACCUGGACUUGGUCGUGAUGGAGUUACGCUUCAAGUGGUUGCAGAAGUAAUCAAGGAGGCCCGAUCACGAUCGAUCCCAUUCGUUCUGGACGCGGACGGGCUGCUCAUCGUGACCGAGGACCCCAAUAUCAUCAAGGGCUACAAGGAGUGUAUUUUGACGCCAAACGUGGUUGAGUUCGGUCGCUUGGCAAAGGCCUUGGGAGUCAAGGUAGCCAGCCAGGCAGAUAUCUCAAAGGACGAGAAGAGUGCUAAAUCCCAGGAGUCAGAUGCCUGCGAGCAGCUUUCUAAAGCUCUGGGCGGAGUGACAAUCCUCCAGAAAGGACCCCACGAUGUCAUUUCUAACGGGAUCACGAGCCUUAUCUCGAAUAAUGAAGGAGGUCUGAAGCGCAGCGGCGGACAGGGAGAUACCCUGACGGGAUCGUUGGGUACCAUGCUUGCCUGGCGAGCGGCCUACCAUAAUAAGCUGUGGGACUCUGGAGAGAAGGACAAUGAAAAAGAGGCGCAGAAUAAGGAAGAUUUCCAGGCUGAGCUGGAGUCGGAGGAAAAGCGCAUGUCCCCGGCAACUACUUUACUGCUGGCUGCUUGGGCGGGAAGUAGCAUCACCCGCGAAUGUUCACGGAAAGCCUUCGAGGCCAAAGGGCGAAGCAUGCAAGCCAGCGACCUGACCGACGAGGUACAUGGCAGCUUCUUGAGGCUGAUUGGAGAGCCCGAUGGCUCCAAGACGCAUCUCUAG
Penicillium manginii is the source of this 1104-nucleotide messenger RNA. Its product is annotated as ATP-dependent (S)-NAD(P)H-hydrate dehydratase. Gene Ontology annotation, molecular function: ATP-dependent NAD(P)H-hydrate dehydratase activity. The record is from RefSeq and is a predicted model, not a curated record. Lineage: Eukaryota; Fungi; Ascomycota; Eurotiomycetes; Eurotiales; Aspergillaceae. Gene Ontology annotation, biological process: metabolite repair. The coding region runs from base 1 to 1104 and encodes 367 amino acids. The transcript has 6 exons.